This is a messenger RNA of Octopus sinensis (East Asian common octopus), 1937 nucleotides long. RefSeq names its product tubby protein homolog. The record is from RefSeq and is a predicted model, not a curated record. Gene Ontology annotation, biological process: protein localization to cilium. Gene Ontology annotation, cellular component: cilium. The coding region runs from base 383 to 1786 and encodes 467 amino acids. The transcript is spliced from 13 exons. NCBI's taxonomy places the organism in Eukaryota, Metazoa, Mollusca, Cephalopoda, Octopoda, Octopodidae.
CCAUCCCUCCCUCCAUCCUUCCAUCCAUCCAUCCAUCCAUCCAUCUAUCCAGCCAGCCAACCAGCCAGUCACUAGUACAACUUGCAGUGUACUUAUACUGCACUCCAAUGUGCAUUACUGCGUGCAGCACUGGUGCUCUACACCGCUGAACUUGUUAAAAUACCACACCAUACGGCAACAGUGCCACUCGCUUCUCAUCCAUCCUCCUCUUCCUUCUCCUCCGACACUCUCUCAAUCCCUUCCUCCCUCUCUCUCUUUAUCUACCUAUCUAUCUAUCUACCUUUGUGUCUAUCUGUCUUUAUCCUUCUCACUCUCUCACUCUUUCUCGGAAUCUUUCUUUCUCUCUUUUCCUGUUCUUCAUCCGAUCAACUUUCUACGUACGAUGGAGCCAGUUUACAAAUAUGAAGAAUUCUCGCAAAUUGAACAAAGAUUGCCAGAUCAUAAUCCAUCUAUGUGCACAAUGAGUGGCCCUCCUGGAAGCAUACCUGAUGAUUAUCCUGCAAACAUGCAAAAGAGCAAGAUUGAAAAGCAGCUCCUUCGAAUAAACGAAGAACGGAAAUGGAAGCGCCAGACGCAGGGAAUGAUGCAGCCGACAGUCGACAGUCGACCGUCUUCGGGGAGGAGAAACCACGAAGAGUCCCGUCCUUUGAUGACUGACUCACCUCUAUCGAAACCAACAUUAGCAAAUUCAAAUUAUGCUUAUGAUGGUCCUGCUAGCAACUUUGAGAUGAACAACUCUGAGGAAAUGACAGAAGUCCAAAUAUUCAAUGUUACUCCUGAUGAAAGCAAAGAUUACAGUGAUAGUGACAGUGAUAUUCCAACCAUUUCAACAGAUGGGAGUCAGCGCGGUUUGAUCCUAGAAGAUGACGAUGAAAGUAUUGCUAUUGCACCACAGCCUACGACAUCCCCUGGCAUGCUCUCACCAAAUGCAGACUUUGAUAUACAAAAUGAUGUUCAUGGUAUGCUCACCCUCAAUUCGAAUAACAUGUACCCGUCAGAUACUCGCGAGAGCCUGGACGAGUUCGUACUGAAACCCGCUCAGCAAGGAUCCAUUAUUAAGUGUCGGAUAACGCGAGACAAACGAGGAGUUGACCGAAGUGUUUAUCCAACGUACUAUCUACACAUGGAACGAGAAGAUGGUAAAAAACAAUUUCUACUGGCUGGGAGAAAAAGAAAGAAAAGUACGACUUCAAAUUAUUUAAUCUCUACCGACCCAACUGACCUCUCCCGGGGUGGUGAAGCAUACAUAGGCAAACUCAGAUCAAAUCUAUUGGGGACUCAAUUUACAUUAUUCGACAAAGGUUCAAACCCAAAGAGAUCUAAUAGUUUAGCCACCCCUGAAAUGGCUGUUACUCGCAGAGAAUUAGUUGGUAUUGUAUAUGAUACCAACGUCCUUGGUUUCAAAGGACCUCGAAAGAUGACAGUAAUUGUUCCUGGUAUGAAUCUCAGUCACGAAAGAGUGGAAGUUGUGCCGAAUGAUGAACAUGAUGGUCUAAUAGAGCGAUGGAAACGUAAAACCAUGGACAAUAUGCUGGAAUUACACAAUAAGACGCCUGUCUGGAACGAAGAAACCCAAUCUUACGUCUUGAAUUUCCAUGGAAGAGUUACACAAGCCUCUGUAAAAAAUUUCCAGAUAGUUCACGAUAAUGACAUUGACUAUAUUGUGAUGCAGUUUGGCCGUGUUGCCGAGGAUGUUUUCACCAUGGACUUCCAAUACCCGUGCUGCCCUCUACAGGCAUUUGGUAUUGCCCUUAGUAGCUUCGACAGUAAAUUGGCUUGUGAAUAAAUUUAACAGACGUACAUAUCAACACAACCAAACAUUUCGGGUUUAUGAAUUCAGUAAGGGUUUGUAAAUUCUGUUUGUUGGGGAAGGGUGGGCAUGGUUUGGUUUGUUUGUCGUUUGGCUUUUUUUUUUGUAAAUAAAUUAAAUAAAUACA